Messenger RNA from Etheostoma spectabile (orangethroat darter), 2172 nucleotides. Its product is annotated as coiled-coil domain-containing protein 149. NCBI's taxonomy places the organism in Eukaryota, Metazoa, Chordata, Actinopteri, Perciformes, Percidae. The coding region runs from base 182 to 1876 and encodes 564 amino acids. The record is from RefSeq and is a predicted model, not a curated record. The transcript has 13 exons.
UCGUGAUGCUUCUCUGACGUCAGGGGGGGGGGACGGAAGUGAUGCAGCUCGUGUGUUCCUCGAUCAGCUAAUCCGUGUUGAUGAUGCAAAUGUUCUCUAAAUCUAAUCACAACAUGGUGAUACGUGAUUGAAAACAUUCUUGCGUCAUUAUUCAUAUUUUGUUUUCCUGCCGAGCGGAGAGAUGGAUCCGUCCCGGAGGAGCGAGAGCGACUGGCAGGCGCUGGCCAACGAGUUCCUCAUUUGUAAGCAGAAGUUGGAGAGUAAGACAGAAGCUCUUCUGAUUCUGUCAAAGGAGCUGGACACCUGCCAGCAGGAGAGGGAUCAGUACAAACUGAUGGCCAACCAGCUGCGUGAGCGACACCAAGGACUCAAAAAGAAGUACAGAGAACUCAUUGAUGGAGAUCCCUCUCUGCCUCCUGAGAAAAGAAAUCAAGUGAAUUUAGCUCAGCUACUGAGAGACUCCAGAGAAAAAAGCAUUCAACUUUCUGAGGAGACGAAGGAGCUAAAACAACGACUGGUGGAAGCUCAAGGUGAUAACAAGCUUUUACGAAUGACCAUUACCAAACAGAGGCUGGGAGACGAGGAGGUUGGCGCUCGACACUUCCCUGCCCAUGAACGAGAGGAUCUGGUCAAACAGUUGGAAAGAGCCGGAAAGCAGAACGAGGUACUGGAGCACAGUGUUAAGUCGCUCACAGACGAGCUUCAGGACGUACGAGCAGAGCGCGACGUGUUUCAGCAGAAAGCUCACCGUCUUAAUGUGGAAGUGAACCACAUUUUGGGCAACGAUGAGAUACGCAUUUUAGACAUAGAUGCACUCUGCAUGGAGAACAGGUAUUUGCAUGAACGGUUCUGUCAACGUCAGGAGGAAAUCAAUUUGCUUAAAACAAACCUGGUGAAGUACAAGAGUGCCCUGGACUGUAGGAAAACCUCUAAAAUCUGUGGGAAACCCAACAGCAGUGCAUUGACUGGGGUGCUCUCUGCUAAACAAGUGAAGGAAUUGUUGCUGUCUGAAGAAAACGGCUGCAGUUUGCCUGUGACUCCUCAGUCCAUCUCAGACCUCAAAUCUCUCGCCACAGCUCUGCUGGAAACCAUCCACGAGAAGAACAUGGUGAUUCAGCACCAACGCCAAAUCAACAAGAUUCUUGGAAAUCGAGUAGCAGAGCUGGAGAAGAAACUAAAAUCCUUAGAAAUGUCUGGAAUAUGGAGCCUGCCAGGCCUGACUUAUAAUGUGUCUCUGGGAAUAUCUGGAAGAGGGAAAGACCCCAUUAUCCUGCAUACUCAACAGGCUGAGUCUCAUGGACAGGAAGGUGAUGAAGGUUCAGAAGAAAUAUAUGUUGAUAAGCAGAGCUCCACAGAAGUCCCAAUCCAAGAGAAUGGACCACCAGCUGUGUCAAGCAGUCAAGAGGAGCUUCUUGAGGAGACCCCAUCCAGCGAGGACACGUGCCCGCCGAAACUCUCGUACCAGUCAGCUGACGAAGAGCCAGUCAGCCCUCAACCCAAAACACCAGACAGUGAAGAGUGUCAUGAAAGUGGUCAAUCGCAGGUAACAACUGAUUUAACAGAUUUAACGAGUCAUCGGUCAAAAGAAGAAAAGUGUGUGAGUGAUUCUUCUCCCACAUACAAUCCGUCGGACCUCUGCCACUUACAGCGAACCAUAGAGAACUCUGACCCCACAGGAGGAGGAGAGAAUGAGUCAGAUGAAUGCACAGAGGGGUUGGAAACUGUUGAAACCGAGGAAAAAAUCAAAAGCACAAUAUCCAGUGCUGCCACUGCAAUUUUUGAAGAAGGGCAGCCCGACUUCCAGACAAACCAGAAGACAGAUUUUUCAGAUGGGACAGAUGCCUGUGUUAGUCAGGAAAUGUCAAGUCUUUCAUGAAUCAUGAAAUACUGAGCAGUCUUUCCUCUGAUUUUUUUUUUUUCAGCAGCGGGGGAAAGGGCUAGGGUUAACAAAAAGUUUGCUGAUCCUGGACCAGCCUGACUCCCUGCCAGAUCAGCAAACUUUCUGUUACUGCUAUUACACAGGUUAGACUCACUGGCCACCAGCACGCUGUGCUGGCUAAACUUAAGUUGCUAUAACCGCUAACUGAUGGUCCGUCUCCAGAACUGCCGCCCAUCUCCUCCCAGCAAAGUAGUCUUCUAGCGGCGGGGAGGAUGGCACUGGGGCCGCUGGGU